GUGAGUGAACAGGCAGAGAAGGCUCGUCAGUGUAAGUCACCGCUCCCAAAGCAUCUAUGACAGCAUGUCAGCGGUAAAUGACGACUAAGCACGUAUUGUGUUGAGGCUAUGAUCGUUUAAAGCUAGUUUAUUGUGUGUCUGUGGAUAAUGUUGGACGGUACCAGCUGAUGAAGUUCACCAGAGACAUCCGCCGACUGCUGGGUUUCGGAGGCGAUGGACCAGGAGAGGAGGAUGCAAUGGAGGGUCAGGAUGGAGCUCCUGGCCCCAAAGAUGGAAAUAAAGUGCCAAAGUCAUCACAGUCCAUGCUGAGUGAUGAGGAAGGUUUGGAUGAUGAGGAGAAAACAAGACGAAGAACCAGGAGGAGGAGAGCCAAAAGGAAAAGGCAGAAGGAACGCAAGAAACUCCAGGAGAGAGAGGAGAGGAUGGGAGAUGCCUCAGAGCAGGAAGCUGAAGUGGCUAGUGGAAUUUCAGAGAGUGACAGUGAACAGGAACUGAAAGUGGAGGAGGAGGAGGAAUGGAUUACAGUUCGUCCCAGGAACAAAAGCAUCCCUGACCCUGACCUGAUGACCACAGAGAACGAGGGAAACCACCAGCUGCCCCACAGGACCUCAGAGGAGGAACCAGAGUGGGAUGUCAGUAGUGCAUUUGUUGCCAACGCUGCCAGCCACAUCAGAUUGAAAGGCCUGAAGACACGGGGACUGCAGAUUUCUAGAGAGAACAAGGAGAACGAAUCCAGUAGCAGCCAGGUGGAGAGCACAGAGGAAAUGAAGAGGAGAGGAGAGUCUCUGACAGUGCAGGGCAUUCAGAUGUUUGAGCGAGGCCAGUACAGCUGGGCUGUGGAUAUGUUCACAGAGGCCAUCCACUGCCACCCCAAGGACCACAGGUUCUAUGGGAAUCGUUCUUAUUGCUACUGGUGUCUGGAGCAGUACCAGUGGGCCUUAACCGAUGCUCAGAGGUCCAUUCAACUGGCUCCUGAAUGGGCAAAGGGAUACUUCCGCAAGGGGUGUGCUCUGAUGGGGUUAAAGCGGUACAGUGAGGCAGAAAAGGCCAUGGAGCAGGUGUUGAAGCUGGAUCCGAACUGUAAAGAAGCAUCCAGUAAACGCUUUACCUGCCAACUCCUGCAACUCACGGAGCUGGGUUUUAGUGAAGAGCAUAGUCGACUGCUGCUGGAGAAGUUCAGGACAGUUCAGGCUGUAGUCACCUCUCCUGAAGCCCAAACGAUGAAACAUUCAGCUCAGGAUGACCAUAGUGGGAACUGUCGAUCUCUGUGGGUUGGCAACAUUACUUUAGAAGUUACGGAGAAGCAUCUGUGGGAUCUCUUCAAAAUGUUCGGUGACAUAGAGAGCAUCAGAGUUCUUCACGAACGUUUCUGUGCCUUUGUCAACUUCCAGAAUGCGAACAUGGCCGCCAACGCUCUGGAGAAGCUUCAGGGGGUGGAGCUGGGCAGCAGCAAGCUGGUGAUGAGGUACCCGGACCGGUGGAUCCAGCGGACCAUGCCCUCCCUUCACAGAACCAGCAGUGGACUCAGCACUGGUGCCUCAGGGACACAGCAGAGCUCAGCCAUCACAGGGACAAGACGCAGGCUGCCUGUCAAUGGAGAUGAGUGCGUUUAUUGGCGGACUACAGGCUGUUUCUAUGGUGACAAGUGUCGCUUCAAACACAUACCAGACCAGCAAGGUCGGGACAAGAAACAAUGACAGAUGAAGAAUGGGACAUGUUACAAGAUGCGUUACGCAGAGGAAAAGUGAUGGACAUAGGAUAAUGGACUGUGAGGAGAAGGAAAUCCAAGAAUGUGAAAGGGAGUGGAGUCUGUGUCUGAGAGUAAAAGUCAGAACUUGUGCCUGGUCCAACCAUCAGUGUCUACAACUGAACCUCAGGAAGUGGUGUUAAUACGCCUUACCAUAACCAAACUGAAAUCACAGGAGACGCUGACGACAUCAUGGAGAUCGAUGUCUGUCAUGGAAAGGUCCCUGUCACUGUGACGAAAUGUUCCCUGAAACCAGAUGCUAAAUAGCCUGAAGAGUACGUUUUAUAUACAUUAAAAUGAAUGAACAUUUAAAUGUUAAAAUAUUUGCACAAAGAAUAAAUAAAUGAA
Sphaeramia orbicularis (orbiculate cardinalfish) is the source of this 2095-nucleotide messenger RNA. RefSeq lists its product as uncharacterized. NCBI's taxonomy places the organism in Eukaryota, Metazoa, Chordata, Actinopteri, Kurtiformes, Apogonidae. The transcript has 16 exons. The record is from RefSeq and is a predicted model, not a curated record. Gene Ontology annotation, molecular function: protein binding; RNA binding; metal ion binding. Bases 168 to 1697 code for a protein of 509 amino acids.